UAUUAUUUUUUAUAUAUGUGUGUGUGUGUGUAUAUAUAUAUAAUUUUCAAAUAUGUGUGAACUACUGAUACGACCACUUAAACCACCGGUCCGACCAACCAGUGAACCAUGUGUCUAUUUGGUAUUUACCCUACGGGGGUAUAUAAGCUUUGGCAAUCCUUAUGAGUAAAUAAACAAGGAAUACUCUGUUUCGCCUUAGCGGAAGGUCAACCAGUAAUCGGGUCAUCUUCUCUGCCCGUUCCGGACGAUUACAGCUAUCAAAAUUGCUAUGAAGGGAAGUGUGGACCGGUGUCGUGCAGAUGUUAGGGAUCGGAUCAGCGAACUCCCGGUAGAGAUACUUGACCAUAUUAUGGGAUUUUUGCCUGUUCAACAAGCUGCUAAAACUGCAGUUUUGUCUAAGGUUUGGAGAGAUGUGUGGUUCAGUCUCACACGGUUGUGCUUUCAUGUCAUUGAUGAUAACUUCUUUAGGUAUUUUAAUCACAAGUAUCGAGCGGGUAGCGAAUGCUUAGAGGAAUCUUUACUUUUUUAUGUAAUCUCCAAAGUUCUCUUGGAACACAAGGGAUCUAUCCGGAAAUUUGAGUGUCGUCAUUCAUCGGCUCGGGCAGAAACGGUUAGGUCUCGAUCAUUUGACAUGGAUCAGUGGUUGUUGUUAGUCACACAACAAGGCGUUGAAGAAAUCUCCCUUCAUUUUGGGCUAAAUGAAUACAAGCUACCGGUUUGCAUAUUUUCGUGCUCAACACUCAGGAGAUUGGAUCUCUAUGGGCUGUUAAUUGAACCCCCACAAGAUUCCCAGUGCGCUUUUCCAAAUGUCACCUCGCUUAGUUUUAGAUGUGUUCAGUUCCGUUCUAGAAAUCCUUCAGGCUACGUUGUUGAUGUUCCUAAGCUGGAGAAUCUGUCAUUUAUUCAUUGUGAGGAUAUGUUUCUUUUUAACAUCAAUGCUAGAAAUCUAUGCACCUUGACAAUCGAGUGUUGGUAUACUACCCAAUUGGGCAAAUUUCUCCCGGAAAACUUGGACUUGAGAUCUAUUCGCACUCUUGAAAUGGACAAUUACACUCUCCAGGAUUUUCUUGGCCAAUAUACUACAAAUGGAAUUGCACUACAACUGCCCUUACUAAACGUGGAACUACUCAAGCUAUCAGAAUUUUGUUUCCUUGAUAAUGCUAUUGCUAGGGUUUCUGCUUUUGUAUGCUUGCUGUGCAGAUGUCCAAAGUUACGCAAUCUUGAAAUUAAAUUUGAAUCUCGGUGUGUGGAGGAUGUAUACAAGUUUAUAGAUACUACAUCGAGGGAUUUGAAAAAAUCUCCGUUGUGUUUUACGGAGGCACAAGACGCUUUUAUCUUUGAAGAUUAGCUCAUUCAAAGGACUGAGGCCCCAACUGCAUUUCAUUAAGGAGAUGCUUGCAUGUCUUCCAGCACUUGAAAAGGUUGUCAUUAUUUGUUUGCCUCCUAUGUUCGGUUGGAACACAAAACGUGACAUUUUGGAUGAAAUUUUGCAUUUUCCGUGUGCCUCCCCCAAAGCGAAAAUCGCUUAUCACUGAUCUUGUCAAGUUGAAUCUACCACUACAAAUUACUUUCAUUGUUGUGGUUAAUGGCAGGAUUUUUUUUUUUGUUAAGUAUUUGAAUCUUGUAUGAAUGACUUUGACAUGCCAAAUGGAUGACUUUCCAGCCAAAUGCAAUAAAAAUUAAACUUUCUU
Molecule: messenger RNA, 1691 nt
Organism: Cuscuta campestris
Lineage: Eukaryota; Viridiplantae; Streptophyta; Magnoliopsida; Solanales; Convolvulaceae
Source: the annotation of a GenBank genome assembly